This is a messenger RNA of Cladocopium goreaui, 2076 nucleotides long. The record is from the annotation of a GenBank genome assembly. Lineage: Eukaryota; Dinophyceae; Suessiales; Symbiodiniaceae.
AUGCGCGGUCCUCGCAAGGACGUGAACGUUGGUCCGGAUCUUUCGCCUCGGAGUCGGGAGAAGCUCAAGCAGGAGCUUGCAGAGCUUCAUCAAAGGAUGACCAAGCUGUGGGACGAAAGAGCGUCCAAAGGUGACUGGGAUGGAGUCAAAGCGGAUCUUGCUGUCUACCGUCUUAGCGGACAGGAAGUCGUAGAUGAUCCGAGGAGGACGCCUGAAUACCGGAAGCAGGUUGUCGAUGGACUUGGAUUUGGUGUUGACGCGACACCUCCUACUGCGGGAUUGAAUGCAGACGAUCUCGGGGCCUGUAGAGAUGUCCUCUCCAGAAAGGCGGCGGCCUUUUGGCUAGAAGGCACGCCAAGGACUACGGUCCGAAGCGUUGCCCAUGACUGCGUCCCAACAGGACCCCCGGUAUCGCUUCAACCCCAUUCCCUCAAGGGAGAAAGUGCAGCGUGGGUAGAUGAGCGAUUGGAGGAGGAGGUGCAGCGUGGCCAAUUGGUCCGUGGAGCGUCUGCCUGGGGUUCCCCACCAUUUCCAACAAAGGAGGCACCAGCCCACAAGAGGAGUCGCAAGAGACGCCUGGUGGUAGAUUACCGGCGCGUAAAUGCCCGGGUGCUGAGGAGCACAUACUACUGCAGGAAGGCAACGGACGUCCUGUCCCAAUGUGCGGGGUCCAUCUGGUAUUCCUUCGUGGAUGCGGUCACGGGGUUCAACCAAAUCCAGAAUACCAGAAGGGCUAUGGAGGUGCUAGCCAUCGUGGCACGCUCUGGCAAGUUUCUCCCCGUUUGCCUGACGUUCGGGCCUGUGAACGGGCCGGAUGAUUUCUCCUACGUCGUGGACCGUGCCUUCGGUCCAGGACGAGGCAGGCAAAUGAAAUAUACCAAGGAGUGGAUCGCCUAUGUGGACGAUCUCACAGUGCGAACGGGAAGAGUCAUAGACAAAAAGUUCAUGACUGACAAGGAAUUCGACGAAGAGAUCAAAAGAGCGAUGUGUGGUUUCCCGCAGCUGUUUGGCUCGGAGUCGGGGCCCAGCUUCCGGGUUGGGUCUGGGUUUGGUGAGCAGGUUAGCGUUUCGCGACCUGACCGCGAAGCCGCGGGUCGAGUGUGCGGUUCGCCACUCGACCGCGGCACAAUGGCGUCGUGGAAAAAGGCGCACCGUGGUCGAAGGAACCCGCAGAAGAAUUGGGGCGACCUGGAGUAUGCCCUGACGCGGGCCCUCCGACAUGGAGAAUACGGGAUGCGUGGCCAGUUGCAAGCGGAUGGAGGUCCGUCGAGUGGCAAAGCCGCGGUCCCGGUGCGCCUGGAAAGUCUCGGGGACUGGGUGCGCGCCUUACAGGGCCACUCCUCGGACAGCGGGCUUCGACCUCAUGACUUCACCAGCAAGGUCAGCCUGCCCGGUAGCACGCGACUCCUGCAUGGCACGUUCAAGGAGCGUGUUGCCGGAAUAGCAGAAAAGGGGUUGCUUGCUGGCGGAACGGGUCGAGUCGGAGAAGGGCGGCUGUUCGUCCACUGGUCCGCCAACGCGGAAGGGGUCGAAGGCAAUAAAGCAGGUGUUCGAGGCGGUGCAGAUGUGGCUGUUCUGUCUACAAUAGACGACCUGCGCGACGCCGCGCGCACAAGACCCAAAGAGCGCGCUACAGAGGUCAGCAUUGCAGUUUCUGAGCCAAUUUCCAAGAAAACCACCUUGGAGGCUCGAGGUGAGAGCGGCUUUAACAAAAAUACGGCGGGUGGGGGCCGCGCGCGGGCGCGCAACCCUCCACCCGCGGGGGGAGGGCGCAGCGCCUCCCCCCCGCAGAGCGGAACUGUGCCGCUCCGACUGCUGCAGCCGGAGCUGAAGCUGCAGCACCAGCGGCAGGAGACUGGAGAUGGCGGCAGUUUGCUGGGUCAUGGCGCAGAUAGGACGGCCGGCGUCUGCGAGUGCGGAACAGGUUUCGAGCAUAGGCUCAUCGAGCAAGACCUCCUGUCGGACCCCGGCAGGCUCAUCGAGCAAGACCUCCUGUCGGACCCCGGCACGAGGGACCUGGAGAUUACACAAAGUCCCUCGUGCCAGGGGCUUUGCAUCGCGACCUGGGCCUUUAAG